Onychomys torridus (southern grasshopper mouse) is the source of this 7735-nucleotide messenger RNA. It is a transcript of the gene Prox1, whose product is annotated as prospero homeobox 1. NCBI's taxonomy places the organism in Eukaryota, Metazoa, Chordata, Mammalia, Rodentia, Cricetidae. Gene Ontology annotation, cellular component: nucleus. The transcript is spliced from 5 exons. The coding region runs from base 364 to 2580 and encodes 738 amino acids. Gene Ontology annotation, biological process: regulation of transcription by RNA polymerase II. Gene Ontology annotation, molecular function: RNA polymerase II cis-regulatory region sequence-specific DNA binding; DNA-binding transcription factor activity, RNA polymerase II-specific. The record is from RefSeq and is a predicted model, not a curated record.
UUCAGAGCCGGGAGCUUGCACCCGGCCCUUCAGCCGAGGAGGGACGAGUGGAGGGACGGUCCCGAGGAGCGAGCGCCCUGCCCCUCCACCCAGUCUGCGCGCCUCGCCGCCGGGAAGCACAGACUAGGGCGAGUUGGCCCAGGAGCCCCAGGAGUCGCCGGUGGGGCCAUCGGGACGCGGCGCUGCGGAGGGCCGCCCCGGGUCGGGGUGUGCUCGGGCCGCCCAUAGGCGAGAAGAAGCCCCCAGCCAUUACAAGCACCCUCGGGUAGUGGGCAGCUGCGCUCCGGCCUCGGCUGGGUCCCGGGAUUCUUGAGCUGUGCCCAGCUGACGAGCUUUUGAAGAUGGCACAAUAACUGUCCAGUGAUGCCUGACCAUGACAGCACAGCCCUCUUAAGCCGGCAAACCAAGAGGAGAAGGGUUGACAUCGGAGUGAAAAGGACAGUAGGGACAGCAUCUGCAUUUUUUGCUAAGGCAAGGGCAACAUUUUUCGGUGCCAUGAAUCCCCAAGGCUCGGAGCAGGAUGUUGAAUAUUCUGUGGUGCAACACGCAGAUGGGGAAAAGUCGAACGUACUCCGCAAGCUGCUGAAGAGGGCGAACUCGUAUGAAGAUGCCAUGAUGCCUUUUCCAGGAGCAACUAUAAUUUCCCAGCUGUUGAAAAAUAACAUGAACAAAAACGGUGGCACGGAGCCCAGUUUCCAAGCCAGCGGCCUCUCCAGCACAGGCUCCGAAGUACAUCAGGAGGAUAUAUGCAGCAACUCUUCAAGAGACAGCCCCCCAGAGUGUCUUUCCCCUUUUGGCAGGCCUACUAUGAGCCAGUUUGAUGUGGAUCGCUUAUGCGAUGAGCACCUGAGAGCAAAGCGCGCCCGGGUUGAGAAUAUCAUCCGGGGUAUGAGCCAUUCCCCCAGUGUGGCGUUAAGGGGCAAUGAAAAUGAAAGAGAGAUGGCCCCGCAGUCUGUUAGUCCCCGAGAAAGUUACAGAGAAAACAAACGCAAGCAGAAGCUGCCCCAGCAGCAGCAACAGAGUUUCCAGCAGCUGGUUUCAGCUCGAAAAGAACAGAAGCGAGAGGAGCGCCGACAGCUGAAACAGCAGCUGGAAGACAUGCAGAAGCAGCUGCGCCAGCUGCAGGAGAAGUUCUACCAGGUCUAUGACAGCACCGACUCUGAAAAUGAUGAAGAUGGCGACCUGUCUGAAGACAGCAUGCGAUCGGAGAUCCUGGAUGCACGGGCCCAGGACUCGGUGGGGCGCUCAGACAAUGAGAUGUGUGAGCUGGACCCGGGGCAGUUCAUCGACAGGGCUCGAGCCCUGAUCAGGGAGCAAGAGAUGGCUGAGAACAAGCCGAAGCGAGAAGGCAGCAACAAAGAGAGAGAGCACGGGCCAAGCUCCUUGCAGCCAGAAGGCAAGCAUCUGGCAGAGACCUUAAAACAGGAGCUGAACACAGCCAUGUCACAGGUCGUGGACACGGUGGUCAAAGUCUUCUCAGCCAAACCCUCUCGCCAGGUUCCUCAGGUCUUCCCACCUCUCCAGAUCCCCCAGGCGAGAUUCGCAGUCAAUGGGGAAAACCACAAUUUUCAUACGGCCAACCAGCGCCUGCAAUGCUUUGGUGACGUCAUCAUUCCGAACCCCCUGGACACCUUUGGCAAUGUGCAGAUGCCCAGUUCCACAGACCAGACAGAAGCACUUCCCCUGGUGGUCCGCAAAAACUCAUCCGAGCAAUCUGCCUCUGGCCCAGCCACUGGUGGCCACCACCAGCCCCUGCACCAGUCGCCUCUUUCGGCCACCGCUGGCUUCACCACCCCUAGCUUCCGCCAUCCCUUCCCCCUGCCCUUGAUGGCCUACCCAUUUCAGAGUCCACUAGGUGCUCCCUCCGGCUCCUUCUCGGGAAAAGACAGAGCCUCUCCCGAGUCCUUAGACUUGACGAGGGACACAACGAGUCUGAGGACCAAGAUGUCAUCCCAUCAUCUGAGCCACCACCCCUGUUCACCAGCACACCCACCCAGCACCGCAGAAGGACUCUCUUUGUCACUCAUAAAGUCUGAGUGUGGAGAUCUUCAAGACAUGUCCGACAUCUCACCUUACUCGGGAAGCGCAAUGCAGGAAGGGUUGUCGCCCAAUCACUUGAAAAAGGCAAAGCUCAUGUUCUUUUACACCCGUUACCCCAGCUCCAACAUGCUGAAGACCUACUUCUCUGAUGUAAAGUUCAACAGAUGCAUUACCUCCCAGCUCAUCAAGUGGUUCAGCAAUUUCCGUGAGUUUUACUAUAUUCAAAUGGAGAAGUAUGCACGUCAAGCCAUCAAUGAUGGGGUCACCAGCACAGAAGAGCUGUCCAUCACCAGAGACUGUGAGCUGUACCGAGCCCUCAACAUGCACUACAACAAAGCAAAUGAUUUUGAGCAGGUUCCAGAGAGAUUCCUGGAAGUUGCACAGAUCACAUUACGGGAGUUUUUCAAUGCCAUCAUCGCAGGCAAAGAUGUUGACCCUUCCUGGAAGAAGGCCAUCUACAAGGUCAUCUGCAAGCUGGAUAGUGAAGUUCCUGAAAUUUUCAAAUCCCCAAACUGCCUACAAGAACUCCUUCAUGAAUAGAGAUUGCAACACUCUUGAAUGUAUGAAUAGAAGUCCCCCUUGGAUGUCCAACUUCUGUGUGUCUAGAUUUUUAUUUCAUACAUAUGUGUGGGGGAGGCAUGGGUGUGUUAUGAUAUCAGCUGGUGGUUUCUGCUCAUCCCCUCUGGGUUCUUUUUAUUUUCCCUACUACAGGGGGGAUGGGUAUUUUCCUUCUUCGCCUUUAGUUACUUUUGCCCAAGGCCCUUAAUAUUUGGAGACUUGAGGUAGGGUUGAUUUUCAGGAAAAGGGAAUGUCAGCCUGUGUAAAGUCUGCAAGAGCCAAGGACACUCUGCUUCCCUGGAAGCCUGUCGUAAAUGGUGGCCAGCAGAGUGAGCCCUGACUGGGACACAGCACACCCCCAGGCCCUGAGCUGUGUCUCUUGUUUCUAGGGUUAAGAAGUUCUGAAAGAAUCCAAGGAAAGCACUUCACACACUGGAAUACCUUGUUUGAUUUGAGCCCCAUAAGUAACUUUUUUCUUAUUAAUGCCAGUGGCCGCUAGGCAGCUCACAUCUCAAAAGUACCCUCAAAGGACAGGUUUUUUAGAACAUUCAUCAGCAAACCUUUUCUAAGAGAAAAGGCAUACAUCCCCAGACUAAAUUUUGUACAAAACCAAUUCUCUCAAGUUGAGACUGAGAAAUCCGUGCAGAUUUCAGCUGUCCCUGUAAACUUUACAACAGGCUCUUGGUGAGAUGUGUGCUCAGAGGUGUCGACUUAGGGAAAACCCUGUGUUUUGUCUUCAUUUCCUAUUUAUUUUGCUUCAGAUAUUAAAAGGCAUGUACCUUUCAAAUGUAUCCUUUGCUCGACUUCCUAUGCUUAGCAUUGCUGUUGCUGUUUAACCUUUUGUGUUCCCCUAAAUCACUAAUUUCUGGAUACCUUUCUACAGUGAGGAAUUGAGAAAUCCCACUGGCCAUGAAAUCCUUGCCCACUCUUGGAGCAUGUUGACAACUGCUAGUGUGUACCUGACCUUCAGGUCCUGUGAGGACACCACCCAGGAAUGGCUCAUUUACAUAGGGUGUGCAAGAGUGGCAGUCUCUCUCUUCACUUUGGGUAUAAUAUCUUAAAGCCACUAAUGAUGCUCUUCUAUUCCAGAAGCUAAUAUUGACCAAUGUGUGAAAAGAGUACAAUAGGUUAGUUUGGGGUUACCCAAGAAGACAAAAUUCCAGCGACUGGGAAAGCUAGCUGCUAUUUUACCCAUUCUCAAAUGGCUCUUCCCCUCAUCCUGUAUUUUGAUGAUGUACCAUGUCCUAUGCUUGCAUUUAAAAUGCUGAAUAUCAUUCACACUUGUUUUCUUGGCUGGAUUUUUGUGUACAGAUGCAGUAAACAGCACUGUCCACUCUAAUAGUGUGGUCCAGACACCUUCUUCCCCUUAGAUAAUUUGAUAAACACACUCUAAAAACAACACAGUAACAGAUCUGGUAUUUAAAACAUAAGGAACAGAAAUGCCAUUUUUUCAUUAAUUUUUUAAAAAUAAAAAUCAGCAUUUGACUUUGGAGGAUGCAGGUCAGCCCUUGUGCCUGUCUAGCUGGCUGGAUCACUGUAAUUCAACAUCAUUUAUAAAUUCUGCUGAUGGACAGGAAUGUAUGAACACAAUUAUUGUCAGCACAAAGCCUUAAAACCUGCUGACUUUAAGCUGCACAGUGCAGCCCUGCGAGGCCCGGCAUCUUCCGGGAGGCCAGAGGCCCUACCUAGUGAGGAGGACAGAGCAUGGACAAGCAUGGUCAACACCACUCAUUCACUACAAUGGCGUCUCCUAGUGUCCACACACUCUGACGUGCAUAUAGAAUUGUUAGAGUAUAUUCGUUAUUUUUCUGGGUGUCUCUAAAACAAAAAAAGCCCAGGUAACCAAGCAUACCACUGAAAUAAAUGCUAAAAAUCAAACAACAGAAUCAGGAGCCCAGCCAGUACAAAGUAUGGAUGUCUUUGACAUGCUUUGUCUGGAAGGUUCCUGCAAGGGUCCAGCAGGGUCCUGACUGUUCUGAGUCAUAUGCCAAUCAGAUCCCCUCCAUGUCACCUUUUGCAAGGUCAAACAAAGGCAAAGCUGCAUUGUAGGCACCUGGGUAGGCAGAUUGCUAGGUAUCUUCACAAUCUGAGACAAAUAAAUACUGAUUCUAAACUUACUUGGAUUUUUAAAAUAUUGUUUUCCUCCACCUUUCUAAUUGAAAUAGACAAGUUUACCCCCCAAAAAAGUGUGUUUGCUACUGAAUGUCAGUGCCCUUAUGUACCUAGAAUCUCCCCUCAGUGUUCACUAAGGCUGAGAUGAUUUCACCCUGUCAGCUCUAUGGUAGAAGCAAGUCUCCAUGGCUUUUCAUUGAGGUGGUUGCUCCCAUGGAUACAGCCAUUGGUAAGAAAAUGACACAAGCCUGUCUCUCAAUGCUCCUAUCCAGCAGUUAGUUUUUAAAUAAAACAACAACAACAACAACAACAACACCUGCUAACUUUCAAGUCUUGGCUCAGCUCUCAUCAAGUGGAAACUGUGUUGUGCACAGUAGAAAGUUAACUUUUCACAGUGGCUGAGUGGGGACCAGCUCCUCCAAAGUCUGUUGCAAUACCACAUCACCACUUCUUUAUGCUAACCCUCUAUUAUUUUUGUGCGUACACUCAAGGUGAUAGUCUGUGCCUAGAUCUAAAAUGCACCAGCGUGGGGGUUUUUAAAAAUCCUUCAAAAUACCACUUCUUUCCCCACAAGUACAGCUGUUCUUGUGCCUUCUGUGGCUUUCGGUUUCAUCUCUUUUCACUUUCUUUCCAGUGAGUACAGCUGCAAUAAACACUAGAUUUUUUUUUUUUUCUGGCUGUUUGACAUAAUGUUGAUAGCUAUGCAUAUUUUGUGUCUUUUUAAAAACAAAGCGGGAGAAUAAUGUUUUUGAAGAAGAGAAAUUUUUAGAACAGUUUGAUACACCGCAAAUUAUUUUUCCCUCGAUUGUUUGAGCAGCAUUCGAGUUUUGGAGACUCUUGUAGAAGCCAAUUUUUUUGUAACUGUGGUGUAACUCUUGUGUUUUCUUAGCCUAAUGAGAAGCACUAUAGAAGCAAUAUUUCAUACCAUGUGCAAUGUGUGUGCAGAGGUGUGGGUGUGAGCACACAGGCACACACAUGUAAAAAUAUACAUAUGUAUGCGUGUGAAGUGGAAAGCUUGCCUUUUCUUAUCUAGACUUAAGACUUAUUUUAGGCAUUUGUUACGUUUUGUGAGAAGAAUGUUCUAUUUGCAACAACACAACAUUUACUUCUUACUGUCUCUCUGGCUGUUCAAUGGAGAUGUUUUGCAUUAAAUGGUAAAAAUAUGUGGAAGAUGUUAGGAUGUAGUAGUUAUUUCAGUAAAUGUUCACCCCAUAUUCCUGAAGUUUGCUUUGUGCCUCCAAGUAUUACUUAAUUGAAGUGUUUUAUGUUUGAAGAAUCCUUGUUACAGUGCUAGGAAUAUGGGUGAAUAUCAUUAAAAAAAAUUAAAAACAUCAAAACAGAAACACUAAAGCAAAGGGGAACUUUUAUAAGGAAAUGUAAAUAUUUCACCUCAUGGCCGUUGUUAUGUAAGACAUGAGAUUUUAAUAUAUCUACAGUGUCACAGCAUCUGUUGAAUUUGUUAGGGACACUACAGUGACUGUACAGGCAGUUGAAAGCAUUCUCAAAAAUUCUGUUCUCUACUGCAGAAAAUAACCGUCUCUAUCAGAUAUCAAGGGCAAGGGUAAUAUCGUCUUUGUAAAUCUAUGACAUUUCUUUUCUGUGUACAUGAAGACAUUUAGUAAGUAAUCCCCCACAUCCCCACACACAUGCAGGUUAGUAGUGACUACUUAGUUAAAAAGUUUUGUUGGGAGUUAAACAUAGGCUGCUCCCCAAAAGCGACCAUAAAUUAAAGAGUGGUUUACAGAUAUCCCCCAGAGCAGCAAUGUGUGUAAGGACGUGAACAAUCUUUGCUGUGUAUAUUAUAGAAUAUUCAUUGGUGUGAACAGCACAACCAUUUCCUCCUGGUGUAAACUCUGUGUCUGCAGAUGACAGCAUUGUUUGCAAAGGCUCCCCUUGGAACAUGUGAUGGUUGGUGUGUGUUACCGCAUCGCACUUCCGUGUUAGACGCAGGGAAGCGAAGCUUUGCCUCUGUAGAUCUGUUGGUUUUAAACCAUCUAAAAAACUAAAACUACAAAGUUCAUCCUCAGAGCUGGGAUCCAAACUGGUGUUUAAUCUUGGCAUCCUUUUGAAUGAUCCUUCUAAGACUAUGUGGAAGUAGGUGGACUUCGAGUCUUCUUGACUGAGCUCUCUCUCAAAUCAGAUACCCCUAAUGUGCACACACAUGAACAGGCAGAAAAUGGCUGUCCUGUCUCUGUGAAAAUGGAUUCACUAGAUAUUUUUUUAAUAACAAAUUCCUCUGCAUAUGAGGGAAUGAACCAUUUUAAAGUUGUAUAUUGCCACUUCAAAUUUAGACUUAGGAAAAAUGAUGUAUUUGGAGUUGGUCUCAGCUCCCUAGAAGAGUCAAAGGUCACAGCUUCCCCAACAUUGUCCCAGCCAUUUCUCAUAUGUAUAUAGUAUCAACCGUGACAAACACUGCCUUUAUAUGAUUUAGCAAUAUGUUGUAAAUAGCAUUAUGAAGCUCUUUUUUUUGUAAUAAAGACCCUUUGAUUUGAAUAUAGUACAAUAACUGAACUGAUAAAGUCAAUUUUGAAUUUUUUUUUUAGCUAGAGGCAAUUUCAAUUGUGCAUUUUGUUAUUGUCUAUUGUUCUGAAGACUGCAUAAUUUAUUGGUUUAAUUUAUCCUAAUUUAUUUGAUGAAGGUGUACAAUUUUGUAUUACCAAGGAUGUACUGUAAUAUUAAUUGAUAGGAUAAAAACAGUGAGACUCCCUGUCCAUAUUCAAAAGAAAAAAAAAAAGGUGCCGUAGACAAUUGAUUUUAAAGUUAAAAGUAAAACAGUUGAGUUUGGCAGCUACAAAAUUUUAAAACAAGGAAAAAAUAAAGGACAAUGUUGUCGUGGGGAGGGCGGGGAGGGUUUCCGUUGUGUGUUUUAAGCUUUUCUAUCUUCUCCGAACUUGGACCGUUUGCUUUGUACCACUAAAGGGUGCAGUAGUCAACUGCCUUGUGUGCCUUCCAUCCUCUCCUAAACUGAAUGUAUGUGCAGUAUAUAUGCAAGCUUGUGCAAAAUAAAAUAUACAUUACAAGCUCA